AUGUCGCUGAAGUCGUUAUUAUCGACACCGCUAGUUCGAGCAGCGCGAGUGAACGAAUCGGUGUAUGACGGAGUUAUCCUUGUCACGAAUUGCGGAAAGAAUGUCGCUGAAACACCGCAACUGAAGGAGCUUUCGGCAGCUGUACUGGAUUUCAUUGAAGUUCAUCGUGGAGCGCUCACGUCUGCCAAUAUAGUACCGGUCGACAGGAAGAUAAUACCUUCAGGGCGACUCGUUCUUGCAGGAACUGGUACGUUUUGUUGGAGGAGUCAUUUGGAAAUUAAUGUAACUUCUACGCUUUAUUAUUGUUCUGCUAUUCAUAGUCAAGGCAUUGAGGCUUCGUAA
Messenger RNA from Cooperia oncophora, 342 nucleotides. NCBI's taxonomy places the organism in Eukaryota, Metazoa, Nematoda, Chromadorea, Rhabditida, Trichostrongylidae. The record is from the annotation of a GenBank genome assembly.